This is a messenger RNA of Prorocentrum cordatum, 2175 nucleotides long. The record is from the annotation of a GenBank genome assembly. Lineage: Eukaryota; Dinophyceae; Prorocentrales; Prorocentraceae.
AUGUGCCCAGAGAGUCCCGCCCCAGAUUUGCUGCUGCAGCUUCUGGUCGGCGACACGGGGCAGCGCGCGGUGUACUUGCAGCCACCUGAGGUGGGAUUGCUGCCAGGCCUACAGGUCUUGCGGCUGCGAAGGGGGACUCCGGUGGUGAAUUUUAAGUGGUUGCCCGUGCAAGUGAAGAUCAGUGACCUGGCGGUUGAGAUCUCCCCCGGCGGCAAGGGCAAGGACAUCGUCAUGGAGGACCCUUGGGCUGCUGGCGCCCAGAAGCCCGUUGCCACUGCCAUCCCAGCUCACCUACGGAAGGAGCUACAGGACCUGCUGCAGACCCAAGGCUUCCCCGUCUCGGAGCACGACAACCUGGUGGCCGCGCUGGCGUCCGCGUUCGCCGAUCCACUGGUGCUCCUGCCGUGCAUGCGGCAACGCGCGGCCACCACCAUCCAGGAAACCCACGACAAUCACAUCGACAUGGGCCGCCUGGCCUCCAGCACCGAGCACAACUACGUCGCCUUCAACUCCGCACUCAUGGUCGACGGCACCGGCUCUGUCAGCCUCGUGGAUCGCCCCGCCUUCGAGACUGAGCACUCUGCCAUGCAGCUUCAGGUCCAACGCCUGCUGUACCACGGCGUCUUCCACAAGCCUGUCCUGCGACGCCUUCAAGCCCGGUUCCCUCUGCUCCCCGCUGGUCGCGGCCAUCCGACCGACGGUGCUGAAGGUCAGGGAGCGAUCCCAAGUGUACCAACCGGCACCUUCGCGACGGCGACUCCAGAUGCAUUGCAGCCGCCAGCUGGCGCCGCCUCCCACGACUCCAUGAAGUACCUGUACGAACGUGCUGAAGAUUGGGCCGAGCGCUGGGCCCCCAGCGUUUUCUUUGGCAACAACAUCGACAACCACAAGGACUGGAUGGACUGGUGCGUCUCCCAUGUGACCGCCGUUUUGCAGCGACCGCAGUUUGAUGCGCACUUCAACCUGGACGACGCCUUCGGCUCCGACACGGCCCGCCGUGGCAGGGCGGUUGAGAUCUGCACGAGGGCUUGGCAGCGCAGUGACCGACCUCGUUCUCGACGCCCGGAGGUCCACAAUGCCGAGCGACAGACAACCAUCGUUCAGCGUGAACUUGCCGAGGAAGCUGCUGAACAUCGAGCUUGCCGCCGCUGGGUCGAGCGCGAGACCCGCGGCAACCCGCGCCCGGCUCCUGCUGGCGACCACGCGACCUCGACGACAUCUACCACGACAAGCACGAGCUGGCGCCAGGUGGACAUCCUCGCGACCGGCGACGCUUCCUCUCGAGAUGGACUUUCUGGGAGGACGUUCGUCCCCACCUCCAUCGCCACCGAGUGGCGCGUGCUGAAGAACCACCUUGCGAACUCGCCGCGCGGCCAGCUCUCAUCGGACUUCCUCUCACGCAUUGGCGUGGCGAGCCCCGCGACCGAGGACAACAAUCCUCGCCAUGUCAUCGCGCGCCUCGCGGUGGCCUACCGCACGUACAACAUCCUGCGCACCAAGCACGAGGAGCAGGACAUUGUGAGCAUCCGGCCACUCUGUAAUUUGGGCAGCACUGCUGCCGCCACGCAGUAUCUGCACACGACAGGGCUAGAGAGCCAGGCCCUGCACACCGACGCGGCCGCCUCGGCGUGGUGCCUGUGCUGCGUGCCGGCUGGCGCGGGCUACGCGCGGCCGCCUUGCGGCCCCAAUGAGACGUACGCGAAGCUCUUCGGGACGCGGGUGCUCUGCACCUCGCCGUGCGGGAGGAAGGGCAGGUGCUCGCCCGACAAGCCCGACGGCACAUUCGCGGAACCGAAGUGCGUGCUGGAAGUGGACCCAGGCCAAGAAGGAGCCAAGCAGGGGCAGCCGAACAAGCCGACCUACUGCGGCCUCGUGUGCACCUCGAACAGCUACUGCCCGAAGGGCAGCCGAUGCACGAAGGGAAAGGAGGAUUCGAUGGUCGCCAAGGGCCUCGACGAUAGCCUAGGCCUGGGGCUGUCUGCGGACGACUUCAAGGGAGUCUGCAGCUUCAAGGAGAAGGCGAACAAGACCAGAGCGCCGCCAGAGCCUCCCUUGCAGCUGCGGCUGUCCGCCAUCCUUGCUAAGGGCGUGACCGACUUCAAGGACAAGCUCGGGAUCCCAGCCGACUUCGAGCUGCCGACCAGCGUGGACAACAAGAAAAGUUUGGAGCUGUGA